Symbiodinium sp. CCMP2592 is the source of this 363-nucleotide messenger RNA. The record is from the annotation of a GenBank genome assembly. Lineage: Eukaryota; Dinophyceae; Suessiales; Symbiodiniaceae.
AUGGCGAAGGAGUGGCAAAAGCUUGCUGUUGAGACCGUUGUGAAUUGCCUCUGCCUCACUACAUGUGGUCACCUGGUGAGCGGGAGCGAUGACUUCCGCUUCACGGGACUCGCUGUGCCUGCUGGCGCCGGGCCACCGGGCGCAGCUGCAGACGAGAGUGGCCGACUUCAUGUCUGGUCCGUGGGGAGCGGCGAGCCGGUCGACUAUGACAGAAAUGCCCAUAGUACAAGGAUCAAAUCCGAGGUGUGGGAGCAGCGCGAAACUGUGAAGUCUCAGGCUCCAGAAGUCCAGAAGAAGCGAAUUGUUUCAGAAGUUUCCCACAGAUUUUGUUGUUUUCUGCCAGGGCUUCUUGUGGCCCUGUAG